Cladophialophora yegresii CBS 114405 is the source of this 816-nucleotide messenger RNA. RefSeq lists its product as uncharacterized. The transcript has 2 exons. Lineage: Eukaryota; Fungi; Ascomycota; Eurotiomycetes; Chaetothyriales; Herpotrichiellaceae. The record is from RefSeq and is a predicted model, not a curated record. The coding region runs from base 1 to 816 and encodes 271 amino acids.
AUGGCAUCUCAAAUCCCUUCCGCAGCACCAGAAUCCCCAGCUGAGACAUCGACUGUCCGUCCAAAUGAGCAAGAGCAAACUGAGCACGUGACGGACGCUGCCGACUCGCGUACCAGCAGUCACGUGGUGACGGAUGCUGAAGCCACCAACGAGAGUGGCGAGAGGACUGAGACUGAGGCCGCGACCAGCGGCGUGUUGGUUGCUGGUGCUGCUGGUGGCGGGGCUGCUGGUGCCUCCGGCGCCUCCAGUGGUGCCCCUUGUGGUUCCUCUGCUGGUGGUUCUGGUGGCUCCUCUGGUGGUGCUGGUGGUGGUCGGCCUCUGGUCCCAGAGGAGGAGGAAGAAGAGGAGGAGGAAGAAGAGGAGGAGGAGGAGGAAGAGUUCCCAGAACGCUUCAACCUCGAUGAGGUUGAGGCUCCGGUGGCGGAGCGACUCCGCGCCGGGCUCGCUCACUUGACCGAGGUUCUGCGGGAGGUCGACGCCCUGGACGUCGCGAUCCCCCUGGUCCCCGGCGGGCGGGGCCACCCAGCGGCCAUGCGCGCCCGCGCGGAGGUCCUCGCAGCCAGCGAGGGCAUCCACGAGGCCGUUGGUUUGCUGUGGGGGUCCGUGGUCGAGGCCAGGGAGGUCGCCAACGAUAUCCAAGAGGGCAUCGUGGCGAUCCGAGACGAGUCCUUGCGCCUGGGGAUCGAGCUCAUCGAUUUCCAGAUCCAAGCUGGAGAGUGGAGAGAGCGGGCUCUCGCCAGCGAGGCACGCCUUCGGGAUGCUGAGCAGGAGAUCGCCUCUCUUCGCGCCCGGCUUGGUGAGGAGAGAGAGGAGUGA